AUGGAGGGAAGGAGGAAGGUCGGAUCUUCGUGGGCGGCCUGUCGUGGCAAACGGACGAGCGCAAGCUUCAGGACGCCUUUGGCCGCUUCGGCAAGGUCGUCGACGCCCAGUUUUGGGAAGACAAACUGGGUUCACCUAGGAGAUCAGCUAACCAGCAGCUCAGACUUCCACUGUUGUUACCAUGGAAAUGCUAGUCGUUUGCCUUUAGGUUUGUGCAUUGGUUUAGAUGAUCUGAUCAUGCUGGAGAGACACACUAACCGCCACAGGGGCUUUGGCUUCGUGACAUUUGAAGAUCGGAGGGCAGUUGACAGCGCUAUCAAAGAGAUGCAUGGCGAAGAGUUAGAUGGUCGGACCAUCUCAGUGAACAAGGCUGAGCCUAAGAUGAAUACAGAUGACACAAGGUAUGACAGUGGUGGUGGACGAGGAGAGUAUCGUGGUGGUAGAGGUGAUGGUCCACCCCCUGGCAAUUGCUUUGAGUGUGGUCGUCCUGGUCAUUGGGUCCGUGACUGCCCUAGCACUGCUGGUGUCCGUUCUGGCAGAUUCUUGUCCAAGUUCAGUGGUGGCAGUGGUGGUGGCAGGGGAGACCGCUUUUCUGGAUCAGACAGGUUUGGUGAUCGUUACAUGGAUGAUCGUUAUGAUGGUGGUCGUUAUGGGUACCGUGAUCAAGUUGAUGCAAGGGACAGGUAUGCUGGGGGCCGAGACCGUUAUGUCAAUGAUCGCUACCCACCUGGUGGCGAUCACUUUGGUGGAGACAGGUAUGGAGGUGGCCCAGAUCGUUACGCGCCAAGUAGUUAUGGUAGGGAGCGAGAAAGAAGCUACGAGAGAGAUGGAGUUCGUGGUGGUGGCGGCGGCGGCGGCUAUGAUAGGAGUGGCCCAAGGGGUGGUGGUGGCUAUGACAGGGAUGGCCCUAGAGGUGGCGGGGGUGGUGGCUAUGACAGGGAUGGUCCACGUGGUGGUGUCGCUGAUCGUUAUGGCGGUGGAGGACCUGCACGCUAUGAUGGAGGAAGUUACAGGGAUAGGCCUGGGCCAUAUGAUCGCCCUGGCAGGGGAGGAGGACGUUUUGAUGAUCGCUACUGA
This is a messenger RNA of Miscanthus lutarioriparius, 1077 nucleotides long. The record is from the annotation of a GenBank genome assembly. Lineage: Eukaryota; Viridiplantae; Streptophyta; Magnoliopsida; Poales; Poaceae.